UGCAACGCCGCGGUCUCUUGCCUCCAGUCUUGAGGUUGCCAAAAACAACCCAAGUCGACAACACAGCGAAACUUUUCCCAUCCACUUCCUCAGCGCACGACAGUCGUUACGCCUGUAUCAGAAUACCUUCCGUUUUCUCCUGAACCCAAGCGAUAGAAAGAUCCGAGCAAACGCCGAAUAUCCUGCCCAGACAGCAGGGUUUUGCGAACAUGUCGUCUACUCUCGACGAGCUCCUCCAGGACUUCGAGGACUCUGGCUCCGAGGCCGGUGGCGAGGAGUAUGGCGAUGGUCUUCUUGGUGAUGGUGUUGUUCCGACUGGAGGCUCAGGUGUGGACGACGCACACGUACCGAUAAACGAUGAGGACGAAGAUGAAGGCAUGGGCGAUGGCGAAGAUGAAGACGAAGCUAUGGGUGGCGUGGGAGCCGACGACUCGAAUGCUGUUGAAGAUCCCGAAGAGGCAAAGGCCAAGGUUGAGAAGAUGCAUUUAGGAGGAGUGCGGGAUGUCCGAACUGUAGCGACUCUUAUGAAGUCUCUGAAGCCUGUGCUCGAGAAAAUCGCACACUACCAAGCUACACCCGCUCAGGCCAACGAUGUCGGCCAUGUCGAAGACCACCCGGAAUACAGCCUGUUGACGAACGCCAAUAGGCUGUCUACUUUGAUAGACAGCGAGGUGGCUCUUGUCCACAAGUUUGUGAGGGACCACUUCUCCGCCAGAUUCGCUGCGCUCGAGUCGCUAUUACCGAACCCUAUCGAAUACUGCAAGGUCGUUGCAAUCUUGGGCAAUUCUCCGAUGGACUCGGAGAGCAUGAAGGCGUUGCAGCUUUCCACCGACAACCCCCUGGGUGUAACCCUCAAGUCGGUUCUUGAUGGGCCAACCUUGAUGAUUGUCACGGUGGAAGCUACCGUUUCCAAGGGUCAAUUUCUGGGCGAGGAAGAGAUUCAGCGCGUCACAGAAGCGUGCUUGAUGGUGGUCGAGCUUGACAAGGCCAAGAAGACGCUCACUGAGUACGUACAGUCUCGCAUGAACAUUUUCGCGCCGAACUUGACGGCUCUCAUCGGUUCCCUCACAGCAGCACAGCUUCUCAACCAGGCCGGCGGCCUGACUGGCCUUUCCAAAACCCCGGCCUGCAACCUCCCGGCUUGGGGCUCUAAGAAGCAAACAAGCUCUGCUCUCGCUACCAACGUCGGCAUCAGACAACAGGGCUUCAUCUUCCAGUCAGACAUCAUUCGUGGGAUUCCAACAGACCUCAAGAAGCAGGCGAUGAAGAUGUUUGCCAACAAGAUUGUCAUGUGCGCGCGCACCGACUGCUUCCACCAGUUCAGGGAUGGGUCGGAAGGCGAGCGACUGAAGGACGAGUGCCUGGACCGCCUGGAUAAGCUGCAGCAAAAGCCGAACAGCAAGGGCGCACGCGCUCUCCCAGCACCCGAUGACAAACCGAGCAGAAAGCGUGGUGGCCGACGCGCUCGUAAAGCCAAGGAGGCCACAGCCAUGACGGAGUUGCGCAAGGCUCAGAACCGUAUGGCCUUUGGCAAGGAGGAGAAGGAAGUCGGUUACGGCCAGGGCGAUUCUACUGCCGGCAUGGGCAUGAUCGGCCAGCGCGACGAUGGACGUCUACGGGUCACGCAAAUCGACCAGCGCACGCGUGCCAAGCUGAGCGCGAAGAGCAAGGGUUGGGGUGGUGCCAGCUCGCUCAAUGGCGGCGCGGCAUCAUCUCUCAGAGGGCUUACCGGCGGUGGCAGCGGCAUUGGCAACAUCAGUCUGGCUGCCAGCAAGGGCUUGCGGACAUCGGGCGUUGGUACCACGGUGGGCAGUACCACCGCCGGUACGGUAUCGUCGUUGGCGUUUACACCUAUGCAAGGCCUGGAGCUCGUUGAUCCAAAGGUGCAAUCCGAGCUGAGCAGGAAGCGCAAAGCAGAUGAGGACCGUUGGUUCAAGGGUGGUACAUUCUCUCAAGUUGGCAACUCGGGUGGCGCUGGUGAAUUCAAGAAGCCUGCAUUACCCCCAAGCAAGAGACAAGAUACUGGAGCGACGAAGUGAUGCUCCUAUUUGGUGAAGGUGGAGGAAUCGGUGCAUGAAAGCGCACAUGCCGGUGACCAAGCCUGGUCACCUAGCCUCAAUUCAUUGGCGUGGGUUAACUACAUACUUCAAAGGAAGUCUGCGGCCCUACGCUCCGUUAGGCUUUUCACAACUCAUGUCAUUUAGAUCAUUGCUAUAUCGUGGAUUCGGCGUUCUGAGAGCUUUGUUGCUAGGGAAAAUAUUCAGGGAAGUGAUCUCAUUCCAUUUGCAGCAGUGGCUGUC
This is a messenger RNA of Neurospora tetraspora, 2300 nucleotides long. RefSeq names its product Nop domain-containing protein. The coding region runs from base 210 to 2039 and encodes 609 amino acids. Gene Ontology annotation, biological process: spliceosomal tri-snRNP complex assembly; mRNA splicing, via spliceosome. The record is from RefSeq and is a predicted model, not a curated record. The transcript has 2 exons. Lineage: Eukaryota; Fungi; Ascomycota; Sordariomycetes; Sordariales; Sordariaceae. Gene Ontology annotation, cellular component: precatalytic spliceosome; U4/U6 x U5 tri-snRNP complex; U4 snRNP.